Messenger RNA from Colletes gigas, 1305 nucleotides. It is a transcript of the gene Josd, whose product is annotated as josephin-2. NCBI's taxonomy places the organism in Eukaryota, Metazoa, Arthropoda, Insecta, Hymenoptera, Colletidae. Gene Ontology annotation, molecular function: cysteine-type deubiquitinase activity. The record is from RefSeq and is a predicted model, not a curated record. The transcript has 5 exons. Bases 356 to 1060 code for a protein of 234 amino acids. Gene Ontology annotation, biological process: protein deubiquitination.
ACAAGGAUGAAUGUCAUGAAUGUUAUUCUAAACCAUUCCAAACCUGCUUAAGGAUAUAUAAUAAAGUGUAAUUAUGAAUGAACGUAAACAAAUAGUAUAUACAAACAUACCUACAUAUAUUAUAUCAAUAUUGUCGGCGAUACUUUUCGUUAGUUUAUCGUGGAAUUGUAGCGUAUUCUAAAGUGACAAUAAUUAAUUUUCGUCGCAAUUGACCAGGUAUUGAAGGUUAUCGUUACAUGAUAUCAUUGUAAAACUUUUCAAGUUUUAUUGUACCGCAAAGAUUUUAAAUAAAGUAUGCGAUUUAUGAACUAAUAAAAUUCAUAAUAUAACAUAGACGGGAAAUUAUGUAGAUAAAAUGGUUGCAAGUACAGCAGCUAAUAUGAUUGGAUCCAUAUAUCAUGAGAGACAAGUAAAAGAGCUUUGCGCAUUACAUGCAUUAAAUAAUUUAUUUCAAGAAAGAGGAUUUAGUAAACAAGAAUUAGAUCAAAUUUGUUAUAGCUUAAGUCCAGAUGUAUGGAUUAAUCCUCAUAAAUCAUUGUUAGGGUUUGGUAAUUAUGAUAUUAAUGUUAUUAUGGCAGCUUUACAACGAAAAGGACUUGAAGCAGUCUGGUUUGACAAACGCAGAGACCCUAAGUGUCUGUGCUUAGAUAAUAUUGAAGGCUUUAUAUUAAAUGUACCGUCAGAAUAUAAAUUAGGAUUUGUAUUACUUCCUUUAAAAAGACGUCACUGGAUUGCCCUGAAAAAAAUUCAUGGUGCCUUUUAUAACCUUGAUUCGAAGCUUGAUUCUCCACAACUUAUAGGAAAGGAGCAUGAUUUACUUGUAUAUUUGAAGGACCAGAUAGACAGCAAGGAGAAAGAAUUAUUUCUUGUUGUGUCAAAAGAAAUAGAUAGCAAUCAAGGAUGGUUAAUAAAUACAUAUGCAAAUAAAGAAGAAAUCGGUACAAACCAUGAGUUGGUUACAUAUAUUGAAGAUAGUUAUGGAGACAUAGACUUAAAAAAAGAAGAGUCUAAAGAGAUGAAUGAAAACGAAGAAUCUGUAGAUAACAAAAAUUCUAGGUAAUUGAAGUUCUUUCAGUUUUUUGAGUUAUUUUCUCAAUGCUUCAGGCCAAAAUAAAUUUAGAACGGAUGUGGCAAUAAAACAUCCAUGAGAAUGUUCUAAAUCCAGGAGAUUGAAUAGCAAAGAAUAUAAAAAAUUGAAGAUUAUGAAUAUUGCAUAUAAACUUUUGUGCACAAAGAAAAAUAAAAUGCAAUCAUUUCUACUCAGUUUAUAUUAAUAUAUCGUGCAAUGUUCUUACUUGUUUAAAA